UUGUGAAUAUUUUCCUUUCUCUUAAUGAUCUCCUGUGUAUUUGUUAAUUUUAUAAUUACAUGAAGUACCAAAAUAAAUCACUUCUGUUAAUUAUGGUUUGAUUAAUAGUUUAUAUUGUUUGCUUUUGGAACAUUGUCAAAUUAAUAUCAAUAUAUAAAAUUGUACUGACAAAAUAUUAAUUUUGUUUUUUCAUUUUUAUCAGGAGCCAUGAGUGGAGAAUCUCAGGUCCACGUUUUUUGGGGUGCUCCCGUUGGCCCAUUGGAAAUGACAGCAUCACAGGAAGCAGCUUCUUUAAUAUCCACUGCUGAGCCCUGGAAAAAAAUUCAGUUUUUGUACAGUCAAAGUCCUUUACAACUAAAGAAUGAAAAAUGCGAGCAAAAAAUCCUUGAAGACUCUGGUGUCCUAGAAGCCAUAGAUUCUCCAGAUCUUUUUAGUGGUUGCUUUCUAGCAAGCUCUGGAGCUAGAUCUGUUCAUGUGAAAGAUGACACCCUACGUUGUAUUUCUGAAACACAGAAAAUAAAAUUCCAGAAGUGCUGCCCCUCAAGGAUGAGUGAUGUAACUGACUCUGGGGUGCAAGUAUGUGGAUUUGAGGGUGGAAUUCAAUAUUUAGCUGAAGAAGAAAAGUAUCAAAAGCUUCCCAGUGAAAAUAAGACAAUCACAGAUGAACAGCAUAAUGAUCAGUCAGAUAUCUGUGGUCAGAAGUUUAAAAAAAAUUGUUUACAGGUAGUUCGUAAGUGCACAGCUAAUUUGGAUUUGGUCUGUAGUACUAAACAGAUGAUUACAGGGCCAGAAGCUAUAGAAACAAAGUGUGUGCACCAUGAAAUACAAAACCAGUGUCCACAGUUCUUUCCCUCUGAAACAGUAGAUAAGCCACGAUCUAAAGGAGUUGGUACAGGCUCAGACUUUGAAAUAUCUACUGAGACCGAGUUUCUAAGUGUCAUGACCUGCAGCCAAAUCGCUUUUUUAGCCCAAAGGCAGUAUAAAGGGCGGAAUUCUAUCAAUAAAGGAGCCAUAAACAUGGAGAUUGAACCAAAGGCAAAUCAGGGGGAAGAAAGAAUCAGGGAAGAUAAUUGUGUUCCGUCUAACGAUGAUCCUGCAGAAGGAUCCGAGUGCGGAGAGAACCAAGCACAUUCCCUUGAACUCUUUAGUCCUGUUUCUGCUGAAAUAAAAAGCAGCCACCUUGAUGUAAAUGCUGAUAAAGGUCUUGAAGGAAAUGGGGGAUCUCAGGAACUUUCCAGUUCUGAAGAUAAACCGCUACCCAGUGAGAUAUGCAUUGAGUCAUUCUGCUUGGGAAUACUGUGCUCCCAACUGAGGACCUGUCCUAAAGGAUCUACUGAAAGAAGCCAGGCCUCUAAAGAUACACCAGGCCAUUGCAGAGCUCUGUCUAAAGUCCUCCAAGUGUCUGAGAAAACCACGUGGACUUCUGAUGCACAAGAUCCUGCGAUAACACUGGACCGAAGCAAAGUGUCAGAAUUGAAGUGGUUUAAAAAGACAUCACUAAUAAAAAAUUGCAGUUACAAAAGUCGGAAGUAUAAUUGUUUAGUCAUGGUAUUAUCUCCAUGUCAUGUGAAAGAAAUAAACAUAAAAUCAGGACCAAAUUCUGGCUCUAAAGUACCUUUAGCAACAACUGUAGUGAUCGACCAAUCAGACGUUAAGAAGAAGGUUUUCCUGUGGAGGACUGCAGCAUUUUGGGCACUUACGGUGUUUCUUGGAGAUAUAAUUUUACUCACAGAUGUUACUAUUCAUGAGGAUCAAUGGGUUGGUGAGACAGUACUUCAAUCAACAUUUACCAGUCAGUUAUUAAAUCUUGGGAGUUAUUCUUCUGUUCAGCCUGAAGAAUAUUCCAGCACAGUUAGUGCAGUUGUACUUCAAGACUUGCUGGCCUAUGUGUCUUCAAAGCAUUCCUAUCUCGGAGAUCUUCCUCAGAGGCGGCCUCAGAAAGCUAACAGUGUAGAGUUUGUAGAGUUGGAGCAGCUCCAACCUGACGUUUUAGUCCAUGUGAUACUAAGAGUUGUUGAUAUCACUAUACUGACAGAGGCAUUAUACAACUACAGAGGACAGAGGCAAAAGAAAGUUGUGCUAACGGUGGAACAGGCCCAAGGUCAACAUUAUGUGCUUGUCUUAUGGGGUCCUGGAGCAGCCUGGUACCCUCAACUUCAAAGGAAAAAAGAUUAUCUUUGGGAAUUUAAGUACCUUCUUGUUCAGCGCAAUUGCAUGCUGGAAAACCUAGAAUUGCAUACGACACCUUGGUCAUCCUGUGAGUGCUUGUUUGAUGAUGAUGUAAGGGCGGUUCAGUUUAAAGCAAAAUUUCAAAAAAGUGCCCCAACAUUUGUGAAGAUGUCAGACUUGGCAGCACACCUAGAGGAAAAGCAUUCAGGUGUGGUUCUAAUCAAACCCCAGAUUUUUGAGCUGACGUUUCCUGUUACCACAGCCCAGAAGACACAGAUAACACUCAAUGCUCAUAGUUCUCUGAAAAGUAUUUUCUCAUCUCUCCCUAACAUUCUGUACACUGGGUGUGUAAAAUGUGGAUUGGAACUGGAAACAGAUGAGAACAAGAUCUACAAACAGUGUUUCAGCUGCUUGCCAUUUACUAUGAAGAAAACAUACUAUAGACCAGCUUUAAUGACCAUACUUGAUGGAAGACAAAAGAUUUGCAUCCAUGUGGGAUCAGAGCUGAUAGAGAAGAUUCUUCUCAACAUUUCUCCUGACUGGCUCAACAGAGUUAUAGUGCCUUCCUCGGGGAUCACCUAUGGGAUGGUGGCAGCGGACUUGCUACACUCCUUGUUGGCAGUCGGCGGGACGCCUUGUACACUGGAAGUUCAGAGCCUUUUUGAGUUAGAUGAAAACAGCUACCCUUUGCAAGAAGAUUUCUACCUCCUGGAUUUUUAUCCUGAAAAUGUAAAGUAAAGCCUGGAACUUAACGCCUUUCCCUGAGAUCAGAUGAAGAAAUUGCAGGCCUUUCAAGGAAAAAUGUACUGAAAUGAUUUGUCUUUUGAAAUAAAUCAAUGACAGGGCUUUUGCCCUGGGUUUUUAAGUGAAUGCAUUUUACAAGUAGAAUUGUGCUAAAUAUAUAAAUUAAAACUUUUUUUUAUAAUAAAAUUCUUUUAGUUUUUUUGUUUGCU
Molecule: messenger RNA, 3122 nt
Organism: Choloepus didactylus (southern two-toed sloth)
Lineage: Eukaryota; Metazoa; Chordata; Mammalia; Pilosa; Megalonychidae
Product: shieldin complex subunit 2-like
Exons: 8
Coding region: 208-2907 (899 amino acids)
Biological process (GO): regulation of double-strand break repair via homologous recombination
Cellular component (GO): nucleus; site of double-strand break
Source: RefSeq, a predicted model, not a curated record